AGAUGAGAGAGUAGGAGAGGAGAACGGGGAGGCCAUUUUUUUUAACGUUUCGAACAUUCCAAGGAGCACCUCGGUCUCUUCCUCCUCUCCCCUCUCCCCUCUGUUUCAAAAAUGGAAGGCGAAGGGGGGCCCACCGCCACCGAGACCGCCUCCCCCUCAUCGUCUCCGCCGCACGAACCCGAUUUCUCGCCCGUUGGAUCUCCUGAUGAAACCGUGUCCGACCUUCCUCCGCUGCCGUCCGAGGACGAUCACGAUCACGAUCAUGAUCAUGGCCCUGAUCAAUCGGCUGGGACAGGCGGUCUUACUGACGAUCUCAAACACAAAAUUAUCAAGCAGGUGGAAUAUUAUUUUAGUGAUGAAAAUUUACCCACAGACAAAUAUAUGAUGAGUUUGAUUAAAAAGAAUAAAGAGGGGUUUGUUCCUAUUUCAGUUAUUGCUUCCUUUAGGAAGAUGAAAAAGCUUAUGCGAGACCAUUUACUAAUAGCCGCUGCGCUAAGGGAGUCUUCCCUUCUUGUUGUAAGUUCAGAUGGAAAGAAGGUGAAACGACUUCAUCCUCUUCCACAUACUGAUAUCAGGGAUCCAAAGUUAUGCACUGUUUUGGUAGAGAAUCUACCAGAGGAUCAUUCAGUGGAGAACAUUAAAAAAAUAUUUGGUGAAGCUGGAAAUAUAAAGAAUGUAUCCAUACGUGAUCCACAUGCUCCGGAAGAGUCAUCGAAAAGCAACAAGGCUGAGAAGCAUGUCAGUAGUAAGUUGCAUGCCCUUGUAGAGUACGAGACUGUUGAGGCUGCUGAAAAAGCUGUGGCUACUUUGAAUAAUGAACAGGACUGGAGAAAUGGCAUGCGGGUCAAGCUUCUGAAACGAAUGGGGAAGUACGGACAGAGAAAACAGACCUGGAGGGCUUCUGAUUCUGAGAAGAAUCAUACUACCCGGUUGUCUGAUCGAAUGGGAUAUGAGGAGAAUCACAAUUCAGUUGAGCAUCAUGAUGAUACACCUGAUGAAGAGGAUGCGGAUCAAUUGCAUAAAGAGAAAAAUGGACAUAGGGACCGAAACCGAGGACGAGGUGGAAGGCAAAAGCAUCGUGGCACCAAUGGGCAUGGCCAUGGAACUACUUGGUCUAGUCAUGCACAUGAACCCUCAAAGCCGCCACCUGGCCCAAGGAUGCCUGAUGGAACCAGAGGAUUCACAAUGGGGCGUGGUCGACCUCCAAAUUCAAAUCAAAGUUAGCAAGGCGAUUUGAUGAAAAAAAUAUCUAUAGGGAGGUUGUUUAGUGUUUAGCCGUAUUUCUUGUAUUAACAGGGAGAUGUGGAAGUUGUAAGUUGACAAUGUGACAGAAAAGGCGUGCAGGCGAGAAUGUGGUUGAACAUGCAUGCAAGCAAUGUAUUUGUAUAAGUGCUUUCCCUCUCUUCUCUGUUUGUGCCUUUGUUUUUUAUUUUGGAUUAAGCGUCGGAUUGCUGUGAAUUGAACAAGAACGUAUGUGGGUCAUUCAGACAGAGUGAUUGAGAAAUUGUUUGUUUGACCACCACAAUGAAAAAAUAGAUUAUAAUGUUUAAAUUA
Messenger RNA from Ziziphus jujuba (common jujube), 1554 nucleotides. RefSeq names its product la-related protein 6A. Lineage: Eukaryota; Viridiplantae; Streptophyta; Magnoliopsida; Rosales; Rhamnaceae. Bases 112 to 1224 code for a protein of 370 amino acids. The transcript has 11 exons. Gene Ontology annotation, biological process: RNA processing. The record is from RefSeq and is a predicted model, not a curated record. Gene Ontology annotation, cellular component: nucleus. Gene Ontology annotation, molecular function: mRNA binding.